Messenger RNA from Candidozyma duobushaemuli, 3162 nucleotides. RefSeq lists its product as uncharacterized. The transcript is spliced from 2 exons. The record is from RefSeq and is a predicted model, not a curated record. NCBI's taxonomy places the organism in Eukaryota, Fungi, Ascomycota, Pichiomycetes, Serinales, Metschnikowiaceae. The coding region runs from base 1 to 3162 and encodes 1053 amino acids.
AUGAAGCUCAACUUGUCGCCGAGAAAGCUGGCUUCUCGUGAAGAGCCGGCUUCUCUGCUUAGGCUGAUUUCUCCGGAUCAGGCCUCUGGUGCCGAUGGCGAAAUCUCCCCAGAACUCGUGCCCAUAGUCACCUUGUUGUCCGCUCAAGCUCACAGACGCUACCACGAGGGAAUCUUCAUGUUGUAUUCUGAUCUCAAUAGUGACGGCAAGGCGGGUGACCGUGAGUGGAAGGAGGUGUACGGUAUCCUUACAGGCACCCAGUUGGCGUACUGGGACGCAGCCAACUUGGCUCGCUUCAAAGACCUGCCAGAACAGCUUUUCGAAACAUCGUCCAAACCCAAGUACUUGAACUUCACUGAUGCUAUCUUUAACGCCAUGCGUGUACUUCCGGCGGCCAAGCAGCAGCUUGAAAACGUGAUCAUCGUAUCCACGACUUUGAAGAACAGAUUCAUCCUCCAGUUCAGAUCCUACGAAACCUUGGCUGAAUGGUACAUUGGCCUUCGCUUGGCCACCUACGAAUACAAUUCUUUGCAGGAGGCGUACACGGGUGCUUUGCUCUCGGCUCGUGGUUCUCGUCUUUCCGAUAUAAGGACCAUUUUGGCCGAGAAGCGCUACAACCACUCUGACUGGGUCAAGAUCCGUUACGGUUCAGGCAUGGCCUGGAAACGCUGUUACGCUGUGAUUGAGCCCUCGCAGUCGAAGAAAAACAAGUUCACGCUGGGCCGUGUGUUGCUCUAUGAUAACGAGAAGAUGAAGAAGCAGAGCUUACUAGGAACUAUCACUUCGGCCUCCAUGGUCACCGCCAUCUACCCACAGCUGCCGUUCUUUAUUGACAAGAGUACCAUCAUGAAGCUUGAAGGUGCAAUCAACUUCUCGCUGCCGUCGACUAAAAAGUCCAAAAAGUCUGCUGCUCAGUCUGAAGAAACGUCUCUUUUCCUCAUGCCAGAACAACACUCCGCUGUUGCGGGUUAUGACACUUUGAUCAGAUUCUUAAUACCGUUGCUUGAUGCAUUCGGCCUCUACGGUCGUCCAAAGCGUCUUAAAGCCGACAGACUCGACCCAGACUCCCUUCUUUUCGGUUUGCCUACCUUGCCUCGCGUGCAUUACCUUAUGGUAGGCGAUCUUCACCCGCUUACCGGUACCGACGCAUUUAUGGGCUGGGAUCACGGUAAGUGGACAGAGAACAUCAAGCGUAUUUUAAAGUCAAAGCUUGCUCAAGGUUACAACGGUUGCGGAAGCUCCAGAGGCAACAUGGGUGCUUUGAACUCGAUGAGUCCCAGAAACAGCCCUACAACGUCUCGCAUGCCCUCCAACAACCUACACGAGUCGCCUAACCCUCAGAAGGUGGAGAAGACUAGAAAUGCUAUUCACCCUCUUUCUCAACCAAUGGGUCGUCCUGGCGAAGAAGCUCGCAGCGCACCUCAGGCUCAGGCUCAAAGAAGCCAGCAUUUGCAGCAACAACAACAGCAGCAGUACCAGCGCCUGCCUCAACGUCUGCCUCAGCGUCACAGACCACCUCCACCUGGUCCAGAUCCAGUCAUGAAACAAACUGACCAAAGCUUUAACAAGAACGUUCACAACUUGUCGGUCAACACACCUCAGCAACGCAACCAGCAAGGCUUGGCUCCUGGUGCUAUUGGUGCUGGAUUUGGUGCCGCCGCUGGUGCUGGUCUUGCUGGUAUGGCCGACCCACACAAGUCUGUCCAACUCGCAGACAUCUAUCAAAAGUACUCCACUAUAGAGAGCCCCUCCGAUAGAUUCCACGAUAGAAACGAGAUCUUGAAGGGUGGUGCCGAGGAGAUUGAGGAGGACAAGCUUCCAACUCUCAUGAGAAAGAAGUCAUUGAUGCGUGGUGGUAUUUACCCAACCACUGAUAAGGGCUUGCUUGGAAGUGAGAGUGAGAGUGAGGACGACAUUGAAGAGGAAGACGAGGAGUCUACAGAGAGCUUGAAAGAACCACCAUUGCCUUCUGCAAGCUUGCAGGUGCCAGGCUAUGACAAGAGGAACAGCAGUAUGUCGCUGGUCCAGUCUCCUACAACUCAAUAUAACGAGUUCAACAAGCAGUUUUCCAAGACUGUUGAAACCGACGGGCCUUUGCGCAACGAAAAGUUUGAAAGCAGCAGUGGCGAAGAAGAAUCUUCUGAAGAAGAGGAGAGCGAUGACGAAGAUCCCCCUCGUCAAUAUGCCUAUGGGCAACAACAUCAGGGUUCUAUUCCUCGUGCAAACCAGCUUCCCCAGCUUCAGCAUCUCAACCUCAAUGACAAUGCCCCUGUUCAGCGCCAGGCGCCUCAAGGCAAUCAGGUUUAUGGCCAGAGCCAGGGCUCUUCGCAAAGCCAAUAUGGGCAGCACAUUCAGCAAGCUCUGCAAGGCCAAUACAGCCAGCAGCAGGACCCACGUCAAAUCUCACUCCAGAAAUCGAGGCCUUCGAAGAACUUGACUCUGGAGCUCUCAGCACCACUGGAGCACAACAGACCUCGUUACAUCCUGUCGCCCAACAGCUCGCAGAACUCUCUUCCCCAGACCAAGAGUCCAGCGCCUCAAGCGGGCAGCCCAGCACCUCAACAGAGCCAGGCUAUCCCAUCCACUGUUGUCACUGAACCCAAGAACGAUGAAUCUUCCCCAACUGUUGCCCCAACAGCUGCUUUCAGAGUUCCUCCCCAGCAACCCGUUCAGCAGCCUGUUCAGCAGAUGCCACCGGGUCCAGGCCCUCAGCACAUGUACCAGCAGCAUCCUCAGUACCAGCAGCGUCCACCUCAGGCCCACGGUUACUCCGGUAUUCCCCUACACUACCAACAGCAUCCACAACAUCCACAGCAUCCACAUCCCUACCAGCAGCGUGGCGCUCAUCCUUACCAGCAGAGAGCUUUUCAGAAUUAUCAAGCACCUCCACCACAACAAGGAUACCAGCAGCCGCUCCAAAGGGCACCCCACCAAUACAACAGUGGCAUGCAACCCCAGGCACCCAUGCAUCAAAACUUGAGCCAACAAAGCGUUCGCUCUUAUGGUGAUGCUCAACAAGUGUAUCAAUACGAGGCCCAGCCGGGACACCGCGCUGCUCCCCAGGCCCUGAUGGACAAUACGGCCACUAUCAACGAUACAAGCCCAAUGGCCAACAGAACGCUUACCAGCGUCCCUACUAGACCCAUCGAGGCCUAUUUGUAA